CCAUCCCCGCCUGGCCGGACAGUCGACUGCUCGACACGCCCAGCAGUAGCUUACGACACGCCCACGACCCUCCGCGAGCCUCUCGCUGCAGUUGCCGCCACGAGGGCGCCUCGCCGCCAUCUUCAUCAACCGCGUCGUCAAACCCCCUCACCACGACGCCGAGAUGGACACGAGCCUGCCCGUCCUGUCGAGCAAGACUCUGCCAGUCGCCCAUGCCCUCCACCCGUCGAGCCUCUGCCCCGCCGACCUCGACCUGUGCGCCCUCUCUUCCCCACCGGACGCGCCCGACUCGCGCCUCGCCCUGUACCGCACCGGCACCGCUCCCGACCGCGUGUGGGAGUGGGUCCCGCCACCGCCUCCAGCUCCCCCACCGACGGGCAAACUCGGCGGCUUGGGCCUCCUCAAGGGCAAGGGCAAGGCUCAGCCCGUCGGCAAGGUUGCUCGCAUUGCGUGGAACCCGCAAGGCGACACCGUCGCCGUCCUCGUCGCCCCACCCGCAUCCUCCUCCUCGUCCCCCUCGACCCUCUCCCUCCUCUCGAUCCACACCGGCGCACCCCUCGUCCCACCCGCCGCACCUCUCCCGAGCACCUCUACCCCGACGACCCUCACGUGGCAGCGCCUCGCCCUCGUGCACGACCCGCUCCUCCCCUCGUGGGGCCUCGCCCUCGUCGACCGCCUCCCGGCCCUCCCCAAGAUCCCCAAGGACGGCCUCGCAGCCGCAGGCGCCGCCGACGGGCCAGGUGGCGCACCGCGCAUGGCGUUCGGCGCGGGCGGCGCAGGUGGACCGGGUGUGGGAGGUGGGCCGGGCGGAGGAGGGGGCGGUGGGGGCGUGUUCGGCGCCAAGCAGGCCAUGCUCGAGCGCGAGCGCGCAAAGGAGGCGCAGCGCCCGCUCAGCAUGCAGGACGCGGCCGAGCGCUUCCCGACGCUGCUGCCGGCCGCGCGUCCCGAGGACGAGGGCGCGGCGGGAGGGGACCCGAAGGUGAGGGCCAUGCUGCGCCCGAGGGCAGAGGGCGGCGAGGCGGACGCGGUCGAGCACACGGUCUUGUGCGUCGGCGACGAGAAGGGCGGCUGCCACCUGUUCCUCGGCGGCACCGUCUACCUCGGCUCGGUCGACGCCGGCGAGCCCGUCCUCGCCGUCACGAGCGUGCCCUCGCCGUCGCCCUCGUCCGCCGCCUCGUUCGUCGUCCACCUGUCGACCUCGGCCUCGCCCCUCUCGGUGCGCGAGCUGUCGGUGCCGCUCCCGGCGACCCUGUCGGCCGUCCUCCGCCAGUCGUCGGCCCUGCGCGCCCUCCUCCAGCACGCGUUCGAUGCGCUCCAGGACUCGCGCAACCUGUGGGACGAGGCGAGGCGCAUCGGCAAAGGGUGGCUGCAGCGCAUCGCCGAUGUCUCGAGGCCGCACGGCGUGACGACCCCUCCCACGACCCAGCUUCACCUCCUCCUCCUGACGGGCCGCCCGACCCGCGCCCUGCACGACUUUCUCGCGAGCAAGAUGAACGAGCGCGGCCUCGUCAAGUGGGAGCAGGCCAUGGGCCUCGCGCUCGAGCGUUCCAGGCGCGUCGGGUGGGUCAGCGUCGCGACGGCGAUGGAGCGAGUCGUGGUCCUGUUGCGCGAGGUCGACGCCUGGGCAAGAUGGCCCGAGAAGUUCGGCACGUACUCGUUCGAGCGCGACGAGGUGCUGCGCGCGACCGAGUCGGCCAGGGAGGCGGUCCGGGCGAGCGCGUUCUUCCAGCGCGAGGUCGAGGAGGAGGAGCGGUGCUUCAAGCAGUUCAGCGUCUGGCUUCAUUACGAGCUCGACAAGGUCGCACAGCAAGAAGGGUCCGAGAUCCGCCCCGUCGCCGCGUUCGACCCGCUCCCCGUCUCGCACUACAUCCAGCACCGCCUCCCGUCCACCGCAACGACCAUCGCCCCCUUCCUCGCCUUUGGCCUCGCGAGCGCGCCGCUCAAGGACUGCGCCGAGUUCAAGGGCGCCGAGGCGUGGGUCGCGCAGCUGCCCGUCGGGACGCCGGCCCUGCGCGACACCGAGCUCGGGCUCGUCGACGGCGCCGACAUGCGCGACGACAUGCGCCCGGGCGGCGGCGACGACGAGCGGCGGCUCGACGCGCUCGUGCGCCGCAUGACCGAGGAGGUCCAGGGCCAGGUCGACGCCGACGAGCUCGCGGCGCGCGCUCGCGUCGGCUCCAAGGAGGCGGUCACGUCGAGCCUGCCUGGCGGCUUCAACCCUGCGCCCGCCGCCAAGCUCGAGGACGUGCCACCGUGGGCCGACGUCGUGCCCGACCCGGACGCAGGACCGCGACCGCCCCUCACCGGCGCCACGUCGCCGCCCUCGCCGUUCCGCGGCACGGUGGUGUCGUCUUCGAGCAAGAAACCGAAAGCGCCGCAGAGCCUCCCGGCGCUGCUGCACCUCACGGCGCGGCUCGUCGGCGGCGUCAUGGACCGGGGCGUGCGCGCCGCGACGGGCGCGCAUGCGGUGCUCGGCGAGCCGGUCGUGCGCGAUGCGGGAGAGGGCACGAUGGACGUCGACGGCGAGGUGGACGAGCUGCGGCUGAGGACGAGAGUGGCGCAGGACGGCCGGCUGGAGGAGGUGUGGGUGCGGGGGUCGACUAUCACCUUUGCGCGUCAACUUGUUCAGGGCGACCUGUCGGCCGUCGAGACGGCCUCGCACGACCUGCGCCUCGCGGACGGGCCACCUGUUCGCGUCGUCGAGCUCGACUUUAUCGACGAUGAUGAGCUCGUACUCGGCGUCUCGGUGCUCAAGGACGGUGCUGCGCCGCGGCACUUGAUCGCCCGCGUCAAGCUCGCCGACCUCGAUUGGUCUCCUGAUCCUCGAUCGGCCGCCUCGCCACUACCGCUCUCGCGCCAGGUCGCGCUCGACCCGGCCUAUCCUCCCUCGGCACUGUCCUUCCGCACGACGCCAAGCGGGCGACAGCUCGUAGCGAGUCUGAGCGGCGAGGGCCGGCGACUGGAGGUGCUCGACGCCGCCGGCGUCGACGCCGCUCCGUCUCAGGCGAUGGAAAUGUGAGCCGUUCGCUCCCCUG
This is a messenger RNA of Rhodotorula graminis WP1, 3035 nucleotides long. RefSeq lists its product as uncharacterized. Lineage: Eukaryota; Fungi; Basidiomycota; Microbotryomycetes; Sporidiobolales; Sporidiobolaceae. The transcript is spliced from 8 exons. Gene Ontology annotation, cellular component: anaphase-promoting complex; nuclear periphery. Bases 164 to 3019 code for a protein of 951 amino acids. Gene Ontology annotation, biological process: positive regulation of mitotic metaphase/anaphase transition; protein K11-linked ubiquitination; anaphase-promoting complex-dependent catabolic process. The record is from RefSeq and is a predicted model, not a curated record.